This is a messenger RNA of Conger conger (European conger), 4347 nucleotides long. RefSeq names its product protein Shroom2-like. Gene Ontology annotation, biological process: actin filament organization. The record is from RefSeq and is a predicted model, not a curated record. Gene Ontology annotation, molecular function: actin filament binding. Gene Ontology annotation, cellular component: apical plasma membrane; adherens junction; apical junction complex. The transcript is spliced from 7 exons. NCBI's taxonomy places the organism in Eukaryota, Metazoa, Chordata, Actinopteri, Anguilliformes, Congridae. The coding region runs from base 246 to 3206 and encodes 986 amino acids.
GGCUGGAUGCCUCCCAGAGCUUGGGCAUCAGGGGUUCUGCCACAAUUCCCCAGAAGGCCCACAAAGCAAAGAACCCACUGCCUGUGCCGCAGCAGGCCUGCGAGGGUGGGAAGGACAGCAACGGCACCACCAGGAGAGAGGAGGCUCCGCACCUUGACCGACUGGCCUCCGCUGCUCCAAAACCUGGCCCCGAGGAGAGGGGCGGCCAGAGGGCGGCCGUUGGGCCAAUCGCAGAGCCCAAUUACAUGAGCUACCCUCCCAGCAAGCACAGUGGGGCCUGCCAGCAGAGACAUGUCCAGCAGCAGUGCGAACCCUGGCUGUCCCGGGAGGAUGGCAAGAUCUGUCCCCAGACCACCCCCAUGCUGCACUCUCUCUCCCGGGAGGGUGUGGUCUCCUGGUCGGACCCCCGGACCGACGAGGCUGGAGCAGAAGGAGCCCCCCAGGGGGGUAAGCAGGUGAGACGGAGCGACCGCUUCGCCACCACUCUGCGCAACGAGAUUCAGAUGAAGAGAGCCCAGCUGCAGAAGAGCAGGAGCGCAGCCACCCUGACCGGGCCCAGCGAGGUCGAGGAAGACAACGCAGAGCAAGAGGCCUGGAGGCUCAGCUCCACUGAGGCCUCCACCAACUCGGCAUCUACCUCCUCCGAUGGCUCCUUCACCAGCUCCUACAAGGACAACCUGAAGGAGGCUCAGGCUCGAGUCCUGCAGGCCACGUCCUUCAGGAGGAGAGACCUGGAGCCUGUGCAGCAGGAGAACUCUGCUGGGGCUGAUGGGCUCCCCCAUCCCCCGUCCUCCUGCUCUACCCUGCCGCUCCAGGGCAGGCCGGCCCCGCUUGCCGUGGGUACCCAGGUGUCCCGGAUCGGGGGCCGGAAGCGUUUCUCCGCGGAGAAGAGGCUGCGCUCAUUCUCCGAGCCGGACAAGAUCAACGAGGUGGGCGUGGUGGUGGAGCUCACCCGUGGUGAAGCCAGCGGGUCCUUCGCCGACCGCCGUAAUUUCUUUGAGGCAACCGGCCGGCUGGCUUUCCUGAAGCCUGCACCCAAGCAGGCCCAACGGAGCUCUCCUGAGGACCAGAGUGAACCCAAACCCGGUAGGGAAUCCUAUCCGGGGAGCGAAAGCAGGCUGAUGGGGGCUCCAGAAGAGCCUGAGCCCGCCCACGUGGACAGGCAGGCCCAACUGGAGCAGCACCGUCUCGGCACCUUCGCUGAGUAUGAGGCCACCUGGAACGUGCAGAGGAAACCAACGGAAGCAAGGCCUUCUGGGAGAUACCACUCUGCUGACAACAUCCUGGACCCUGGUGUGGAGGAGCGGAACAAACCUUCAUACGUCCAUGAGCGGUCCCGAUCGUCUCCGUCCGCCGAUUUCCAUGGAGAGAACAUUCCAGUCGCGGGAAGGAAGUCUGCCGAGUAUUCUCAAGCGGAGCCUAAACUUGCCGGACAGGAGACAACUGUUCCCAGGGUGAUUGAGGGGGCGAGCAGCAAGCCCAGAGAGAGAGAAACGACGGCGCAGCUGGCCGACGGCAUCCUAGCCCUUCCCCUCCAACCCGUUUCCCUCAGCCCCGCCCCCCUACACCACCAUCACCCCGACCCAGGGGAACCCCACCAGGCUCUGCCCCCAGGCCCCCAGAAGAAGGGCCCCGCACCAUUGAGGCCCCCCCCUCCAAAGCUGGACCGCUGCCGCCGUCCCGAAAGUUUGUCCCCCCUCAGCGACUCCCAGGAGUCUCUGCCCGGGCCCCCAGGCAACCAAGCCACCACGCCACGGAGUCCCGCUGCAGAACCGUCCCCCCUCUCCCCCAGCCAGGGCUCUCCAGCAACCCCGCCUGGGGAAGUCCUCCCAAAACCGGAGGCAUCUGCCCUUCCCCCCUCCUCCACCUCUAUCUCCCACAUGCCGGCCAGCCUGCUUCAGCCCUCCAUGGACGGCCAGCGCUCCCCCUCCCCGCAGUUCGUCCCUCAGAGACUGACCGACCGCCCGCCCGUCUCCCUGCAAGAGGACACUACCAGCAGGCAGGGGAAGCUGUCGGAGAGUAACCCCUCAGUGAGGAAAGUUCCAGUAAAGAUCGUGCACCAGGCGGUGAGCAGUGUGGAGCGAGAGGCCCAGGCGUACGCCCCGCAGAGCGAGACCCCAGCCACCCCGCCCCUCGCCAGCCUGGGCUCGCCCGAGCCGUCCUACUCCCUGUUCUGCACCUACACACGGCCCAGAGAACCCCAGCUCGAACCCCAGCUCGAGGGGCCCCUGGCCCACCCCACGGCCCCACAGGAAACUCAACCCCCGCAAGUUGUGGCCAGCUCCGAAGAGGACCGGAAGAGGGAGGAGCUGGCCAGGGACAUUUUGGGGAGGGAUAAAUCCCUGGCUGAUAUCCUGGAUCAGACCAAGAUGAAGACCACAAUGGACUUGAUGGAGGGCAUCUUCCCCCAGGGCGAGCAACUUCUGGAGGGGGCACAGCAGCGCCGGAAAGUGCCCCCCAAACAGACCUCCCCCAAGAGCACUGAGGAGAGGCAGGAGGAGGACAGUUUGGCGGCCUCGGUUGCCUUGGUUACCAGCUCCUCAUACUACAGCACAUCGGCACCCAAGGCAGAACUCCUGAUCAAGAUGAAGGACAUGCAGGAGCAGAUCGAGGAACAGGAUUCUGAGGACGAGCUGGACAUCGACCUGGCCAACAAGAAGCAAGAGCUGAUCGACAGCCUGAGCAGGAAGCUGCAGGUUCUGCGGGAGGCGAGGGAGAGCCUUCUGGAGGACAUCCAGGCCAACAAUGCCCUGGGAGACGAGGUGGAGGCCACCGUGCAGCAGGUGUGCAAGCCCAACGAGCUGGACAAGUUCCGCAUGUUCGCCGGCGACCUGGACAAGGUGGUGAGCCUGCUGCUGUCGCUGUCCGGCCGCUUGGCCCGCGUGGAGAACGCCCUGAACACGCUGGAGGAGGGCGCCGCCCCGGGGGAGAAGCGCACGCUAACAGAGAAACGCAAGCUGCUGAUUCGUCAGCACGAGGAUGCCAAAGAGCUGAAGGAGAACCUAGACCGGCGCGAGAGGGUAGUCUACGACAUCCUGGCCAGCUAUCUGGACGAGGACCACCUGGCUGACUACGAACACUUCGUCAAGAUGAAGUCGGCCCUCAUCAUUGAGCAGCGCAAGCUGGAGGACAAGAUCAAACUGGGGGAGGAGCAACUCAAGUGUCUGAUGGACAGCCUUCCGCUGGAGCAGAGGUUGCCCUUCUGAACCAGGCCCUUCUGAACCAGGCCCAUCUCGCCACCAGAGGGCGCCAGCGAUGCGCACUCUGUGCCAGACAAGCAAAGGACUGUGGCCGGUUUGCCCGUGUGUUCUUCUUCAGUGGUUGCUCUGCUUUGACUCUAAUGUGUUUUAAAUUCCUUAGAAAUGCAGAGACUUUGCCACACUGGGAGGGAGAGCUGCGACUGCUGUAUAAGGGAGUGUCUGGAAAUUAAACAUUCUGUAGCACAUGCAAACACAAAUGCUCAAAAUGUAUUUUUCUGAUUCAGGGAUGCAAUUCACCCAAGUGAUUUUGCCUAGGGUAACAAUCUCCCAAAAUGACCAGCUUUUUGGAGUGGUGCAUUGUUUUAAUACUGUCUAAACAUUUGAAAACAAAAAUAAAUGAACUUUUCUUUUUUAGUAAUUUAUUAUAGCCUUCUGAAUAAAUAUGGAGGAGUUGAAUAGAACAGUAUUGUACCCGUUUUUGGCCAGGUGUAGCAAAAGUGAAACAUGCCAGUAAUCGUUCAUGUGCUUUGAGGCGUAUCUCUGCAUUGUUUAGUCUAGCGUGCAUUAACACUACUGUGAUGAUUUGACCAUAUUUAUGGACGAAAAAACACAGAACUUUCUUUGUUUCAUAUUAGCCAAGCAGCAAUGAUUCAGCAAAGAUGUGUUCAGGAAAUGGACAUCAGUCCUUCUGGUUUUGUUUUGUGUUGUCUGCAAUCGCACAUUCCGUUUUGCUUGUAUUUGAUUCCAAGACAGCUUCAAGACAGCUUUAGUAUCUCCACCGUUCAACAUGAUGAUUCUUGCAAGAGGAUCCCCAAACUUCAAAAUGGUUUCAGCUCUCUGUGACUGGACUGAAAGCUAACUGCCACAUUGGACCCUGUGUCAGAAAGGGCUCUCCAAUAUUAUUGAUGGGGAGAAAAAAAGGGGGGAAAAACAAGUUAGCACUUUACUUCUAGAAUUCUCCGGCUGAAGGAAGGAAUCCCAGACGUUGAAGUUGUGCCUGGCUCUUCUGUGCGCCUGCCAUUUUGAUAGUUGGGGACCGUUACGUAUGUGUGUGUGCUCACGUUCAUGUAUAUGCUGUGUAUACCCUAAUCAUUAAUUGUACUUUUACAUGACAUAGAAGAAGACAUUAAAGUGAAUGGGAGCUGAA